Messenger RNA from Porites lobata, 12364 nucleotides. The record is from the annotation of a GenBank genome assembly. Lineage: Eukaryota; Metazoa; Cnidaria; Anthozoa; Scleractinia; Poritidae.
GUGUAAGUCAAUCCGCCAUGUUGUCUCAUUUCUUUAUCUUGUCGUCUCGUGGAGAUACACUUAUAUUUCGCGACUGUAUCCUUUUAAAAGUAGUUCCAUAGUAAUAUUUAUUGUGCUGGAAGCCUGGAAUGUAAUUAUAACGCUUGAAAUGGUAUUUAAUAAUAUGAUUUCCGUGUUCAGUGGCAGUCAAUGUAAUUGGCACGAAAUUCACAUCUGAUUUCAUCUUUCCCACAACUGUUAUCCAUGUAUUUUUGCGGCAGCAAUAUAACGAGCUGGCGUAUAUGUGAGAAGUUGUAGUCGGAUGCUACUCAUCCAACUUUUAUUGUAAGCUUUCACUGAUGCCUUUGCUAUUAUUUCAAUUCAAAGUAGACAGACUGCACGUUAUAGUCGUUCCAUAAUAUUUUAUUUAUUUAUUUAUUUAUUUAUUUAUUUAUAUCCAUUUUUAUUUGAAUUGCAUUUAUUGGUACAUCGCAUUUAUCCUUAAGUUAUUUUGCAGACAGAGGAGAUGGUGUAAAAGGGACACCAGAGAUAUUUUUCCAAAAAAUCAAAACUGCCGGCAACAAUAGUUUGCCUCCUAUUUUUGUAAGUAGAAUAUUAUAAAAAGCCUUGUAGCAAGGAACACUGUUAUGUUGAUAUUUUAGUAGCCUUGUAAUAACUGGGUACAAAGGAGGUGGCUGAAUAAUGUAAGUAUGAAAUAACAAAAAAGCAGAAAAGGCAACUAAAUUUCAUUAUAACAUGAGUUGCAUGCAUGAAAUUAGAAAAGGAAGAAGGUGAGCCUAGCUAUUUAAAAAAACAGGCGUGGGUUUAUUCUUAUUUUAUAUUGUUAUUUCCAGUUGAUUUUAAAGUGGUUCAGUUAGGAGAGUCAGUUGGAAUCAUUGUCAAAGCUCCCCCUGUGGAAUAGAGAGCAAAGUUUUUACCUUUAAUUCAAGAAAUUAUAUGUACGGUAUUUGAUUUCAUCCAAUCGCAGUAUACGAAUACAUAGUUAGGGUUUGGUUUUUCAUUUACCUGGGCAAUGAUAUUGCAUAUUGGUGUGUCAAUGUUGUAGCUCUGUGUUAUCAUUUCGUGGAAGAUGGGGAGUGACUUUCAGGUUACCUGGCCUACCCCUUGCUGUUGCUGUUUGCCAUUUAUUUUUCCAGCAGACAAUAAUGUCAAUGUAUAUGCAUAUAGCUAAGUGUGGUUGUCUGAUCUUAUUCUAUUGCUUUUGACUGUUGAUUGACAUGAAGGAUAAUAUCAGUGAGAAGAGAAUUCUUGAAUAAAUGGCCAAGGUGGUGUUAACUCUCUGUAUGAAUUGUGUGUCUAUUUCAGAAUGUCGAUGGGGUCAAUUUUAUCUUUAUUAAAAGAAAUGGCCUGUAUUUUGUCUGCAUUACAAAGUUCAAUAUCUCACCAGCUUUUGCAGUUGAAGUUCUUACCAGGUAAUAAAUAAAUAAUAUUUUGCUCCUGCAUAAAUGGAACCAAGCUUUUCUCCAUUGUGUGAACAUGGCAUAUUGCUUCGCUUCCUGAAGAUAUUCCCUUAAAAAACAAAUUCGGUGAUCAAAUAAGGAAAGAAUCAUUAUUGAACUCAGUUAUUGAAAAAUAAUAAUGAUUUGUCAAUGUCUCACAGAUCAAAUUAUUAUUUGCCUCAGCCUGAUCUGCUCGCCACUGACAAAUCACAAUAUGUUGCUCAACCUUGUCCAAUAAUAAAAUAAGCAUUAAUCUGAUUUCUGUUCAUAUUCUUUUGUUAACCAUUGGUUAUGUGAUCUUCAGGUGUUAGGCAAUUUAGCAUAAUUUGAUCCACUACCACCAUUCCAAGGUCCCAAUUUCUCAGGCUGUUCUAAAUGUUCGUUCUAAUGUUUUAGUUAUAUGAUUAGAAAUGCCAAUCAUAACUGUGGUAGUAAACACCUUAACUGUCACACCCAUGCAUAUCCAUGGCCCUAAUGUGCCACUUGUGAUGUCAUCAGGCCCACGCUCAGAGUCAUAAGCAACUAGCACCUUGUCUGUACCUUAACAAGUCCAGGGAAAAACCUCUCACACUAUAUACACAAGUAAACAUGAUUUAGCCUUAAGGUCUGGAAAACAAUGCAAAAAAAGGAUAAAGAAAAGGAAAAAAAUUAAUAAGCUGACCUGAAAAUUUCAACAUAAAUAUGGUUCCAUACCCACCUGCACUUCCUCUAAAAAGGCAAUCUUAAUUUUCUCCUAAUAAAAAUUUUGCUUGAGACUGAAAUAGACUGAAAAGAGAAGUGCAAGAAAAUCAAAAGAAACAGGGAGGAGGGAAAGUAAAAUUCAUGUAAUAUCAAUGGUUUUGUUAAUUGGUAGCCUGAGUGAUCAGCAGUUGUUUCUCUAGAGUUUCAGAUUUGUGUAAAGAUUAUUGUGGGGUUCUGAAUGAGGAGUCAAUCAAGUCUAAUUUUCCUCUAAUUUAUGAGUUACUGGAUGAAGUACUGGUGAGUUUUGUUUAUUUUUUUUUUUUCAGUUAAAUAAUUGAGUAAGAUAGUGUACAUUCCAGUGUAACCCCCUUUAAACCAUUCCACAUGUAUAAGUUCUACAGUAGAAAAGAGAAGAUUUAAACCCUUUGGUCAAAAAUUAUGUACAGAUUUGGGGCUGAAAUAUCAUGUUUUUUGCUGUCUGAAGCCCUGGUCUGGAACUUUUCAUGUAGUAGUAUUAUUUUUUUAUUUUGUAAUAAUAAUAUAAAUUUUUUUGCUUCUUAAUAAGAAGAGUUGUUUAAGGCCUGAAAUAGUAGGGUAGGGUUUUACAGUGCUUUGAAGCUACGUUUUUUUCAAAUUUGCAUUUUGACAACCUUAAAUAAUGUAAAAAUGAUUCCCAGACAUACAUGUACCGGUAUUAUAUUGGUUGCCAGAAAAAGACAUUGGGUGAUAAUUACAUUACGUCAUGAAGAGUUAAACAAGCAGGUAAUCAAUGGUUGCCCAACUACUACAACCAAAUUUGAGGAACAAACAAGAUGUCAAGACUUAACAGCCAAACAGCCAGGGUGAAAAAGGAAAUUUGUUACAAAUAAAAUGGAGCACAAAUAAUAUCUCAUAUAUAUGUUUCAUGAUCUUAGUGUUACUUUAAUUUAGAAAGACCAUGAUCUAAUAAUGAUCUAAUACAGUUUGGCACAUACACUGUAAAAUUGAAUACUGCCACACAGGCUUCACCAAAUUGGUAUCUUUCUCUGCAAUUUUAGUCAUGGAGACUUUCUUUACUGAGCAAUUGGCAACCAAAAUAGUCAACUGCUUGGAGCAAUGAAAAAGAUUGUCAUGCAGCAUACCACAUGCCCUCAGGUCAAGGUCAAACUUCAGAUGUAAUACAUGCAGUGCAGUGCAUGAAAUGAUGUAUAAAAUAAUAUGCUAACUAUAUAAUUUUUAAUUUAUUGUAUAUUAGUCUUAUAUUCCUUUUCACAGGACUUUGGCUAUGUGCAAGUCACGUCAACUGAAAGCCUUAAAGCAUAUAUUUGCAACCAGCCAGUGACCACAGCAUCGGGAGAUGAUAUACGGCAAUGCACUGGAGGAACUGUGGUGUGUAUGAUAUGUCAUCUAUUUUAAAUGUAACUUCCUUUGCAAAAGAAAAUAGUUAAACUCAAACGUGAACAAAGGAUUGGGAUAAAAUUGAGGCACAAUAUGUUUAUUGAAAUUUUGAUAAACAUGUACGUGUAUUUAAGUUUACUUAAACCAUCUCUGAUUGUUUGCAUCUAAUUAAAGUAUAGAAAUUACCCUAAAAAUGCUUGUCAAGCAUUUAGAUGCACUGGUUUUGUAUUGUGCUGUAUCAUCUGUAACCCUAUCUGACACACUUGAUUCAAGUGUUUGAAGCGUGACAAUAUGAAAUACCCUUGAGUCCUACCUGUGGGAUUAAUUAUUUUCCAACAAUAAUAUUGUUUCCUGAAUUCCUUUGUCAAUGAAAGUUGAAACCAUCAAAUCUCUCCUCAGUGAAAUGUAAAAGAUCUGUUUUAUAUUUAUUAAUUAUGUUUUUUUUUCUUUUUUUUCUUUAAAAUCCUAAGAAAUACAAUGAAUACUAUCCAAACAUAAUUCUGCUAAAAAGUUUUCUAUUGGAUUUCAACCAUUUAUUGAUUUUUAUAAACUGUGCAAAUGUAAGCGUGUCAGCUAGUAUAAUCUUGCCUUAACAUCUCCUCUACUGAUCAAAUGAAAGGGCAUAUAUUUUUUCUCUGUUCUUAGUUUGGUGUAGAAAAGAUGUCCCUGCCCAGCACUGCUGCUAACAAACCUGUUGUUUUAGGAAAGGUUGGUAUUUGUUUAUUUGAAUAUUGUAAGCUAUUUUGCAGUUUUAGCUUUUUAUCAGAGUAGCCUGGGACCAGGCUUUGUAGUGGGGAAAAGGGUGAAAGCGCGGCGAGCAAAACAAACUGAAUGGUGGAUUGGGGAGGGGAAAAGGGCAGUGGAACCUUCACCAGAUUACCACUCAGCGAGCCCUCUCCGAUUUUUCUUUAUAACCUCCCCCCUCCUACUGCAGAGUCGGUCCCACGCUAUACCAAAGUGACAUAUAUACUCUUUUGCUCCAAGAUUGGCUUUGAAUACCCUGGGUACCAGAGACUUUUUAUGCUUUACAUUUUCCAGUUUCAUCAAGUCUUUAUAGUGACCUGUAUUAAAACUUCACCACUCAUGGCUUUGUCCUGUGGGCAAGACCAAGGUAACCCACCACAAAAAAACCUCUGGUAUCCAGCUUUAAAUUAAAAAGACCUUAAAGGAAUAAUAGAAAAUUAUAGACAACUUUCUCAGAAUAAAUUUAAUGAUUAUUAGCACUUUCUUUUGAAUUAGUGUCCUUGUUCAAACAUCGCUAAUAAGUAAAGCCACCAACUUAGUUCAGUUCUGAAGAGCACUGGUCAGCCUAGUGGGAGGUCAUGUUUAAACCUGGUUGGACUGCUAUAGCAAUGAAGAUCCUGCUAGCUGUGUUUAAAAACCUGUUCAGUUCAUAUAAUUUCAGUAUUUAACAGCAUCAGUAAGCUACAGGCCUUGUCUCCUUCAUCCUUAGAUAUAAAUCAAAUUAGAAGAAGACAUAAAUGAUCCUAAUUGACAUUGUUCAAAAAGGGUAGGGGACAGAGACCCUAGAAUGACAUCAUAUAUGAAGUCAAUCUGACUUUCCUAUGGGGUGGGCAAGAUCUGUACAGAUCUGUGAGAUCUGAUCAGAUCUGUACAGAUUUCACAGAUCUCUACAUUGUACAAAUCUGAACAAUGUACUGAAGCAAUAUGCUCAUGUUUUAGAUCAAAAUGGUUUCAACCUACAAUACUCGUCACAAAUCUUGAAACACUUGUGCGAUUUUCCCCUUCCUCAAUGUUGAUUUGGGUAUUACAGUCAUCUCACUGCUCCAAAAUACACGUGGCUCAACAUUGGAGAAGGAGAGGGCCAAAUUUAAGUGAGAACAAAGGUGUCAGGAGUGAAUGUAAGAAAUUUGGAGAAAAUUCAAGAGAAAUGGCUCCUGUUUCAACGAUUUGUGACGAGUAUUGUAGGUUGACUCCAUUUUUUAGUUUCUUUGUUUCCAAACCCUAAUUAUUCAUAAUCAUGACUGAUUAUGAAGGGCAAGGAGACAAAGGAAAGUGAAAAUCAAACUACUUGUAGGCUAAAACCAUUUUAACCUUCAUUUCAUUUUGACCUGCAACACCUACAUCCGAUCUCAUCCCUGUUUCCUCUGUGAUUCAGUCCCUACCUACAGCAUAUGGGCCCAUUCUUUUACACAAUGUUUAAGUGCACCCCUAAAAUAAGAAGUAUUUCCUACCCCUCACGUUUUUAGUUAGAAAUGGUAUCACUAGGAAAGCUUCUUAAUUUCUCACUGAUUUGUUAAACUUAAAGUGUGCUGUCUUCACCAGAAAAGAUCCGUUUCUUGUCUCUUAAAGAAGUUCUUGUUUAUUUAUGAACAUUGCCUGCCAAAAUAAGUUUAUUUUAGUACUAAAGAAAAUUUAAUAACUUUCUCAUUGACUGAAGUGCUGCCCGUUCUAAGCACCCCUCCGUUGACUGUAAAUUUAAAUAUCAGUCAGGCCAGCAAGUAUAGGAAAUAUAGUGUAUAAAAUUGACAUUCCUUCUGGUUCCAUUUAGAGAGGAAACAAAAGUGAGGUGUUUAUGGAUUUACUGGAGAGACUUACAGUGUUGAUCAGUUCAGAUGUAAGUGAUGUAUUUACGUAUAAGAGGGGUGCGCUCAUUACAAUAGAUACUAUAUUUUCAUUUCAAGCGACGUGCCAGGGAAGUUGAGUAAGUACAGUCAAACCUCUCCACAACGGCCGCCUUGGGUACAGAAGAAAGUGGACAUUGUGGAGAGGUGGCUGUUAUGGGCAGGUAGGGGUGUUACACCUCUACAGUGGAACCCCGUUAAUACGGUCACCAAUGGGCCAAAAACAGUUGGGGGUAAUAACGAGGUGGCCGUAUAAACGAGGGUUUCUUUAUAAGAAAAUGUAUGGUCGCUUUUGCUGGGCGGUCAUAAAAAGUGGCCGUAUUACCGAGGUGGCCGUAAGGCGGGGUUCCCUUGUGUAUAACAAUUUGUUGUAGGGUGUACAACAUGGUUUUUGUGCAAAGUUCAUGCUUACUGUGUCCCAUAAUCAUGGUAGUCCAGUCAUACAGUAUGAUUAUGGGACACAGUAAGCAAUUUAUACUGCUGCGUUAAGCAAAAAUUGCUACAAUACUUAUAGCGGAUAUUGCAAACUAUGCUCGCGUUUUGUCACGUUUUAAUAUUUUGAUUCAAGACAUAAUUUAAGCUUUUUGUGUAUUUUAUCUCUAUACGAGCAUAGUUCGCAACAGUCGCUAUAAGUAUUGUAGCAAUUUUUGCUUAAUGCAGCAGUAUAAAUGAAACAAAAUCAAAAUACGAUUGCCGCGAUUGAUCAUGAACGUGCCAAUUCGUGACCAUUCUUGACUUUUUCAUCAGUCGCGAAAAAAACUGGCCGUUUUCGAGAGGUUAUUUUGGUAGUUGGGGACACGCGUCAGUGGCCGUUGCCAUUGUAGAGAGGUGGCUGUUUGUGGAGGUUUGACUGUAUUUAGAUUUGAUUUUACUACCUACCCACACUUCCUUUCAAUAAAUUCAAGACCCUCGCGAAGUUGGUAACUUUUCCAACGAAAAUUAAAUCUAGUAAAUGCCCAGCCAGAAACGAUAAUUCAGCCAAAAAUGAAAAGCCUCUAACUACUUUUGUCCCAACCUUCGGAAGCUGUGAUUUUUUUAUCAUCAGGGACACGACGUAGCGUAGUGCUCGACUUCGAAAGUAAGGUUUUACAGCUCAAAUAACUUCAAACGGCGUCUUUUCAAAAACAUUUUCAGAGGGGGGAAUAAAUUAAUUUUGUCCAUCUGUACCUUCUUUUGGAUUUGCCGUCAGCAGAGUUUCCUCACCUCUGUUUUAAAGCUUUUUUUGGGCAGUUACCUCUACAACCCCGGACAAAAGAUUUGGAACACUUAGUCGACUUCCCCCCCCCCCCCUUCACAAAGUCGAAAAUCGCUCAAGCUUUCCAAAACUGCGCUUGUUGACAACACUGCACGGGGACGAGGGGACUGUACUGAGCAUGCCCAAAAAUCGGAAGUGUUCCAAGUUUUUUUUUACUGGGGCUGUAGCUCAUUUCCGUUUGUUCUACUUAAUUUUUCUGUAUCACUUGAGUUCGCAAAAUUUCAAAAGGACGAAUUUUAAAGACGGCUUUCAAAACCUAAAACAAGCUUCAAUGUGUAAUUCACGGUUAACAUUAGCAGGGUAUGUCCGGUAAUACGGAAAACGAAAGGGAGCGGAGAGACCUUUAUCUUAACUUUUGUUUCCAGGGAAACGUUUUAAGAAGUGAAGUAGACGGUUGCAUUCAAAUGAAGAGUUUUGUUGCUGGAAAUCCGGAAAUCCGGAUUGGACUGAAUGAUGAUUUCUUCGUCGACAAAUCCAGCCUUACGUCUCAAGGUAAGUAGACAAUCUUACUGAUAAGUUGCUAGCUGAACUUUUUUUGGAGACUAACCUUUUUGCUUCAGCAGACGACUAUAGGAAGAAUGAAGGUUAAAGGUGAUAAAGUCAGUUUUCAUUCAUUUUAAUUCGGCAAACGGCAAGGUUGAUUUUCAAGGAUAGACGCACAGAUUAGCGAAAUGUCACCAAAGACUCAUUGCCCAAUUGCAGGAGAUUUUGAACUAUUUAAACCAGUUAGCUUUACGUUUAGGAGCAAAUUUCUACUUGACCUUGAAACUAGAAACGACAAGGAAACCGGCAUCUGUUUAAUCUCCAUUAGGCUGUUUAGAGCUCCAUUUUUCCCAUAAGAUCGCUGUGAUCCAGCUCUUGCUGUAACGGGCCGCCACCUUGAUUUCACAUUUUGGUCGGAUUCCGGGACUGGAGAUGGACCGCAUUUUCCGGAAGGUUGCCUCCUAGACCAUCUUUUUAGUUUCGGCCGAACUUUGCGGAAAUUUUAGCUUAAUGAAAAGCGCUUUCAUUUCCAACCUGUCUGAUAGCUACACAACGGUCAUGUCUAGACACAAGUCAAGAUACAAAUUGUUACUAGACGCUAUUGGAUGAUAGCUACACACAUUUGCAAAGUGUAUAGAGAGCACCAAUUCUUAUUCUUUGCUUUGUAGACAGUGUUGCUGUAAGGCUUGACAAUUGUAUAUUCCAUGAGUCUGUCGACUUGUCCAACUUUGAAACAACCAGAAUACUUCUCGUAAAGCCACCAGAAGGCGAGGUAAGACGCUCGUUCUCAUUUCAAGCUGAAAGCUGCGCAUUUUUAUUCUUGAAACAACACCGCCAUUAAGUUAUAACUGUGGGUACCAGAGGUUUGUGUCUCGCGUGCGGUGGGAUGUUUUGGUGUCGGCCGCAGGCCGCGAGCGGUGGGAAAAGUCUCUGGUACCAAGGGUACUGAGCUGCUCUCUAUAACUGCGAAAUUACCACCCUGGAGUAAGCUCCAACUUUGGUGCAGAUACCAGAGGUUUUGUCUCGCGUGCGGUGGUAUGUUUGGGUGUCGGCCGCAGGUUGUGAGCGGCGGGAAAAGUCUCUGGUACCAAGGGUACUGAGCUGAUUUCCAUAACUGCGAAAUUAUCACCCUGGAGUCUCCCGGGAGUAAGCUCCAACUUUGGUGCAGAUUCACGCCAAGUCCUUAGGUAUCUUUUCUCUACUUUCAAAACAGUUGUCGUCAACUCGUUUACGUCCGUCCACAUUUUAAAGGAAAACGGUUAGUAAAAGCCGGAUUUGAUUCUUGAAUUCUUCUUGUACUCCUUCGAAAUCACUGCUGGUGUCCAAUACUAAGUUAUCUAGCCCUCGCCAGAACUAUCGUGUCCUCUAGUUGUGUGACGUAAAACCGAUCAGCAGUGUUGCUUUCUAACUUCAUUUCAGACUGGUGGUAAAAGUGAUCGUUAAUUUGUCUAGCUCUGAAAUAAGUCGCACCCAAAACCGUCUAUGAAUGGCAUGUUUUAUUCCUCCUGUUUUAACAGUUUAUCGUCAUGAAGUACAGACUUUCCGAAGCACCACAGUCAACCCUUCCAUUCACCCUAAUUGCUUUUGUCGAUGAAGAUGAAGAUUCCAAGUAAGUCCAUGUGUAAAUUACAUCGAAUAUAAAACAGCAAUAAAAAUUAUUUUGUCACUCUUGUCCGUUCUUAAUGUCAGAGUCCCCACGAUCACAUUGAAUAGGCCACCUUUGAUACUGGGGUAAUCAAAAGGCUUCAAUAUACUGACCGGUAAUGAAUAUUUGCUUUUAGGGUUCUUGAAGUUGUACUCAAACUUAGAUGUAACGUGCCUACAUCCAGGUAAUGCAAUGAAAUAAAACAACAUAUCGAUGACUGUAGAGUGGUUGACGUGGCCUUUGUGGCAGACUUUACAAAAUUUUAGCUCCAAGAAGCAAUUCAAAAAGGUUCUUUAUAGUGUUUUCAUUUCCUGUCUCUUCUAGCUGUGCUAAUAACAUAGUCAUGAAGUUACCAGUGCCAAAAUCGGCAGUUAGUGUGUCCCAUAAGGUAACAUCCGGGACUCGGACAGCAGAGUUCAAGUCAUCCGAGAAGGCCUGGUACUGGAACAUAGCAAAGCUACAGGGUGGCUCAGAGAUUUCUGCUUCUGUCAAGGUAAAUCAGUAACCAAAAAAAAUGGUUUGUAACGCUGGGCGACUUCCGUACUCAGUGUUGAGGUCCGUAAAAAAAGGGUAGCAAACGCAGUUACAGCAAAAAACCAGCAGGGAAAACUGAUGAAUCAAGUUUCUUCUCUUUUUUAGGUCCAUAUGGGUGAAAAACGAAAAUCUGCUAGAAAGGAGAUUGGUCCCGUAAGGUAAGUUUUGAAGAGCGAUUAAUUCCUUUUAUUUUUAAGUACUUUGUACAUCGUAAUAAACAUGCAGCACCACAGGAAAGUAGUAGUCUUAAGCAUUCAUUUGAAUAGUCACUCUUUAGGAUUUCUGUUCAAGAACAAUUUUGAAAGCAGACAAAGUUUUUGAUUUGGAGAUUUUGAGUCCAAAUCUUUCGUUCGGAAAGUAGAGAGCACGUGACCUCGUAGUCAUGUCCCACUUUCUAAAUCACCUUUAAAUAGCUUCUAUAUCCGUAUUCUUAUUUCUUUCGUGCUGUAUUUCGUGUAGGGUAAAUGAAGUUACCAAUUAAAUGCACUCUCGUUAUUACUGUUCUGCCAUUCAUAAAUACACUCAUAUAGUGUUCUUUACUUUUCGUAAUUAUUUUAGUUUGGAAUUCGAAAUACCGAUGUAUAUCUGCUCUGGACUACAAAUUCGAUACCUGCGAGUACAGGAUCGCGAUAAAGCCUACAGUCCCUUCCGCUGGGUCCGGUACAUUACUCACAGGUGAAAUUUCAAAUUUACUAGUGGAUUUUAUAACCAUAAUCCAAUGAGCCACGUUCUAAGUGUUAAUCAAAAGUGUGAUGUAGUAAUGGUCUGUACCUGGUUUUUCAAGGGAAACGAAAUUAGAUUUCAGAUGGGGUGACAGGACUCCAACCUGGCCCCAAAAGAUGAAUAAUGCUUUCCAUUAUUCGAGGUACAUGUAAAUGUUUCUAAAGCGAGGUGAUCUCAACAAAAUUCGCACUUUAGCGCUCUCGUAAAUGAUAGCGUAAUGGUAAAAAAUCGAAUGGACAGACGUUUAAAUUGCUUCCUCACUUGAGAAGAGAAGUAGAACUUUUCUGUCGAGUCGCCAAGUUAAAAAGGUUUCUUGUGUCGUUCUCCGCAAGUUCAGACAAUGGCAGCUCUGUUUGCCAAAGAAAAGGCGUUCUUUUCAUGUUGCCUCCUGCGCGCAAUAAAAGGACUGUUUCGUUAACAUACACUUGUAAUGGACAAAAGACAUAGGCAAUAAGCGCGGAAAGAAUUGUUGACGGCGCCAAGGGUGGGAAUAAUUUUCAGGGGUGCCAAGCCCGGGAAAAAUAUUUAUUGUGAGCGGUGCUAAGCGUGGGAAAAGUUGUGAGCGGUGCCCUGCGCGGGGCGGAAAAUGGUGAGCGUUACAGAUUGCAGUUUACUUUUUUUUUAGUGAUUCCUACGUAAUUCGGAUUUAGCAGAGGACCGUGAGUAUGUGUCACAGAUGAUUUAACAAGACCGCGACUAUGGGUCAGAGAUUGUCUCGAGCAAGUUAAACAACUGAUACCCGCAACUGAGUUAUUAACGUGAGUUAUCAGUACGAGUUGUUUCUUCGUCCGUCUGGAGCCUCCUAUGGUAACCAUGUGAAAGGAUUCACGUUUUCCGCGCCUCUCAACGAGUGAAGUAACCCAAAGGAAUAAUUACCAGUAGAUGCAAUUGCUUUCUAGUUCAUUCGCCACUGACAACGGAUCGGCGACUUCACCAGACGUAGCACACAAAUUUUCUACUGAUGACUCCGAUUUGGUUUUAUAUAUUGAUUUUGUGGAUGAAAUCCGACAGUGUGACCAUUCAUGUCAAAGGAAUGCUAUUUAGCAGUUCUUUCGCUUUCACGAUUUUGGCGUAUUUAGACUCCGAAUGAAUCGAAUAAGAGCUUUGUUGAGCAUGCUUUACAUGUUGUUAGUAUACAGUUUCGAACCCAGGCCCUAAUAGUUUGGCGCUUGGUACAGCGGGGUUCAGUUAUGACUAUCGGUUUAUCAAUAAACAGAAGCUCGCACCCGAAAAACCACUUUGACCAGAGAAAGUAAGAUUGAAUAGUCCAGAAGGGCGGGAUUCGGCGACUUCAAAAGCUUGACGAGAUUCUGGAAAAGCCCCCUUUUCUCCUCCCGCAUUAAGAAAACUGAGGACAAAAGGAGGGUCUACUCUCAGGGCGUGGCCGUAUGAAAAGAACCCCACAGUAUACGAAUAAGAGCGUAAAAAGGCUUGUCUAUUGUUUCCAAUAAUAGUUAGUGAAGAAAUCUUAAUCACAGAUUUACCCUUGAUUUUACAUAUAUAUAAAUAUUUUCACAUAUAUGUCAUAUUUAGAAAGAGCUCUGAUAAAUGUAUACAUAAAAAUGCACAGCUUUUAUGUUAACCAGCUCAAGCUGACAAAACUACGUUCCGUGGUUAAAUAAAAGAAGAAACGUUACUGUCA